This is a messenger RNA of Pleurotus ostreatus (oyster mushroom), 951 nucleotides long. RefSeq lists its product as uncharacterized. The coding region runs from base 1 to 951 and encodes 316 amino acids. NCBI's taxonomy places the organism in Eukaryota, Fungi, Basidiomycota, Agaricomycetes, Agaricales, Pleurotaceae. The transcript is spliced from 3 exons. The record is from RefSeq and is a predicted model, not a curated record.
AUGAUGGUGUUGCGACUCGCCCCGCUUGUUCUUCUACUCGUUUCCUGCGCCUCUGUGGUUUCCGCACUCAGCGCCACGACGUCGAAGACAGUCAAAUCGCGAGAUGGCACACCGAUCUUUGCCCAAGCUACGGGGGAUCCAACGAAGCAGAGCAUCGUUUUUGUGCACGGUUUCGCGCUGAGCGGACUCGCAUUCGAUAGACUAGUCGCCAACCCCAAAUUCAAAAGCGAUUUCUACCUCGUUCGUUUCGACAUGCGCGGUCAUGGAAGAAGUGGCAAACCGAAUACACCAGAAGCACACACAUCGGAUAAAUACGCCGAUGAUUUCAGAGCAGUGAUGAAAGCUUUCUGUCUUGAUAAACCGGUUCUGGUUGGCUGGUUAGCGUUCUUUCCAGCCGCUGUUAUCACCGAUGUCGUGGCUAAUAACAAAGAUAUCCCAAUUGCUGCCGCCGUCGCCCUCGACGGGUCGCCCGGCAUUGACAUGAACAUCGUUCCAAAGAUCGCCACCCCUCUUUUGUUAGGCACACUCCCUGUGUUCAACGACAACACGAACGUCACGGCUGCCCUCGAGAUUCGCACGUCCUUCGUGGAUGCCCUUUUCGCCAACCCUGCCAAUGUACCCUUUAGCCUGAAAGCUGAGUACCUGGGGCAAACCGUGGUUCAGAACCCGGAUGUCAGUGCCUUGGUGUCCAUACGUCCGCAGAAUGCUUCCAAGCUUUUCGAAGCGGGUGAUGCUGGGAAGCUUACCAUGAUGCUUCUCUCAGGAAAAUCGGACUCUAUGGUGAUCCAGGCGGGCGUGAACUCGAUAUUCGGCCCUCAUUUCAAGAAUCUGCGGGUCAGGCAGAUAGACGGAGGGCAUGCUGUGUUUGACGACAACCUCGAAGGCACGGUCGCGGAAUUGACUUCCUUCGUUCACGAUGUGGUUGUUAGUAUUUCCUUUCCUUCUCAUUGA